AUGGUCUGUCAAAAGGCAUUUCUUAGUUUGUUUAGAAUUGGCAUCAAAAGGUUGAAGCGUUUAAAAGGUCUUCUAAAACAAAACAUAACUCCAUAUGACAAACGGGGACAAAAUGUAAAAGGAAAUGUUAUUUCAGAAGAGAACAACGUACUAAUUCGCCAGAAUAUUGAAUUAUCUCCAGUUAAAGAAACUCAUUACAGCAAUAAAUCCUAUCUAUAUCUUGAUGGUAAACUUAAUAUGAAAAUUAUGGUUGAUAUGUUCAAAGUAAAAUAUUCAACAACCAAAAUUCGAUAUUCUUACUUUGUGAUAUAUUUUUAUGAGCAUUUCGACAUUCACUUUGGCCGUUCACAAGUAGACACUUGUUGCAAGUGUGAAGAACUGGACCUCAAAAUAAAAAGUCCUUUGCUAGGAGAUGCAGCUAAAAGAGCAGCAGCUCCGAACUUGCAGUACAAAAAAGAAGAGCCAUAA
Psylliodes chrysocephalus is the source of this 468-nucleotide messenger RNA. Lineage: Eukaryota; Metazoa; Arthropoda; Insecta; Coleoptera; Chrysomelidae. The record is from the annotation of a GenBank genome assembly.